Molecule: messenger RNA, 2475 nt
Organism: Owenia fusiformis
Lineage: Eukaryota; Metazoa; Annelida; Polychaeta; Sabellida; Oweniidae
Source: the annotation of a GenBank genome assembly
AUCAAAUUCCCUUUUCAUUAUGAUUUCGUGAUUACUCUAUAGGACUCCUUUAACAAGUACGACGCAUGCGCACAAAGGUGAUGUAAAAAAUUCUAAAAAGUUCGUCAAAAUCAUCAAUAAAGUAGAAGAAUUUCUUGCGUAUUAUAUGGUGAUAUUUUGCUUGUACAUGUACCAUGGAGGAAAUGGAAGCUUCAAAUCCAUCAGGCAGGAGUAUUUGUUGGGUCCCUGGGCCUUGUUGCGAUGAAGAGCCCUGCAGAGAGUGCCUCAUCUCUAACGUCAUGUCUGGCGAUAUGAACAUAGUGACAUCUAUGUACGAAUGGGUGAAAGACAAUUGCAAAAAAGAAGUACAAACUCAGUGCCUUGAGAAAAUGCUCCAUGUUGGGAGCUAUAAGAACAUACCGGAAGUGGUGAAAUACAUUAUCUCCGAGGGUGCACUUAUCGACUUCAUACCAAGUGAUGAGAACAUGGAUUUUCUUGAUAAUCCCGUGCUUAAUCCACCUGGAAAUCCGCUUCUGUUUGAUGACAGGACUGAUAUAGAUGCUGGUAUGUCACCCCUCAUGCUCGCAGUUGUCCACAAUAAUUUAGAACUUGUAACUUGGCUUAUUGAAAAAGGAGUGUCACUUGAUAUUCGUAUUGAAGACCAAACUGCACUGACUUGUGCAAUGAACUGUCCUGACCCUGAUAUGGUAAAACUGUUAAUGGAGCAUGGUGCUGAUCCUAACAAACCAUGCUUCCUGGGAACUGCAUUACACAGAUGUAUUGAAUGUGAGGAUAAGAACCAUGAAAAACUUGCAGUAUUAUUAUCAUAUGACAGAACUGAUGUAAAUGCAAUGGACAAGCCACAACAAAAUGUCAAGGACAAUAAUGAUAAAAGAAAGCAGUCCCAAAGCAUUGGAAAUGAAAACAAUGCUGAACCAAACAAUCACAAUCAGAUUCCAAUACUUGAACAUGGAGAAGCUGACAAUGAUCCUGUUGAGCUACACAAUGCAGAUAACAUUGCUGGUAAUGCUGAUCCACAAAACAAUAAUCUGGAAGCAAUUGGUGAUAACCUGGAAAUACCACACAAUGAUGAUAAUGGUGGUGAAGGAGGAGUUGUUGUCAAUGUAAAUAACAAUGGUGCAGAUGACAAUCUGGUGAAUAAUGAUGAUGAUGAACACAGUGAAAGUGGAGAUGGGGAGACUGAUAUUCUUUUAGGUGCUAUUGAUUACGAGAAUGCAAUUCCUUGUUCACCUCUUAUGUUUGCCUGUGAUGGUGGUGAGGAAAAAAUAGUUGAGAUGCUCAUCGAGAGAGGUGCAGAAGUGAACAUGAUUAGUAGUAUUCAACAUGGGCCAGCUGUUACUGCCUUAAUGAACGCCUGUCACGCUGAGAGUAUCCCAUGUAUGGAGCUGCUCAUCAAGGCAGGAGCUGACCCAAAGAUCACAGACAGCAAUGGUGAUACGUUGCUCAUUAAAGCAGCAUGCACUGGAAAUAUAGAUAUCGUCAACUAUGUGAUGAAACUGAGUGAUUUCAAUGUGAAUACUGCUAACAAGUUCGGUAAAACUGCUCUGAUUGCUGCGACUAAGUCAUAUCGAUUGAAAGAGGAUCUGUCAGUUAUGAAGGUUUUGCUUGAGAAUAAAGCAGACCCAAAUGUGUACAGUAAGGGGAAUAAUGCUCUGUUCAAUGCAUUUGAAACUCUGAAGUCCUUGGAUGCUAUAAAAAUGCUUGUUGAAAAUGGUGCUAAUACAGGGCUUAUGCUGGGAGGAGUUGUUCAAUUAAUCAAACGUUCCAUCAAAAAUAACAUCUUCCAAAAUCAGGACAUCAUAAACGUAACACGUACCAAAGAUAUUGAGAUCUUCCGUUUUCUUGCAAAAUCACAAAGUCAGACAUGCUUGACCGCCUUCCAACAGGCCAUGGACAUGUACCUGAAGGGGACAAAAGAGGAGGCUGAACUUGUAGCUGCAUGUCAUGAUAUCCCUAAGGUUCUCAGUCUCCAACAUCAGUGCAGGGACGCUAUCAGGCUACAUUCAUUUAUGCACUUUCCAUGUGUAUUUGCCCACUGUGUGGACAGCUUUGACAUUCCAGUUCAUCUUAAAAAUUACAUUAUGUUUAAAGACUAGCCAUGAAAGUAUGUCCACUCUGGUACAAAAAGUAAUGUAUUGCACCAUAACCUUAACCAGUUCAUUUGAUCAGAAGGCUUGGAGAAUAACUGCUACAUAAAAAAUGUUUAGGUAAAAUGUGAAAUUUUGUCAGCUGAUGGAAUUCAGGUAUACAAAAAUAUUGUAGUUUUUAACAUAACCAAACUUUGGGACAUUUGAACACUUCACACAAUUUAAGUUUUUCUGAUUGUUGAAUUUUUUUCUGUGAUUGAAAUUUCUUUAAACAAAAAUGAUCUUUAAAAACUGGAGGGUUAUGUUGAGUACAGUAUAACGGGUAUUACAGGUGAUUAUAUCACAAAGUCAAUAUUAUACGUUGUCUCUAUGAGGGAGCAGGAUGCAG